Messenger RNA from Tricharina praecox, 1125 nucleotides. RefSeq lists its product as uncharacterized. The record is from RefSeq and is a predicted model, not a curated record. The transcript is spliced from 2 exons. Gene Ontology annotation, cellular component: EMC complex. NCBI's taxonomy places the organism in Eukaryota, Fungi, Ascomycota, Pezizomycetes, Pezizales, Pyronemataceae. The coding region runs from base 25 to 723 and encodes 232 amino acids.
CAACCACAACACGACACACGAAAAAUGAAGCUCUACGCCCUCACCACACUGCUCCUGUCGACCACGGCCGCCGUGGCCACCACCCUCCGCGGCGCGAUCGUGCCCUCGCCGCACCUUCCCAACCCCUCGCUGCUGCUCGCCGACACGACCUUAACACUCACGACCUCGUACUCCACACACCGCACGCUGCUGCACGCCGACAACACGUUCGUCUUCCGCAACCUAUCCUCGGGGUCCUACCUAUUGGAAACCCUCUCGUCAACGCACCACUUCGCGCCCUACCGCGUCGACGUCUCCUCCAGCAAUCCAGCGGCAAUCUCGGUAACGCAGACGUUCCGCGGCAACGCGUGGGAUAAUACCGGCGAGCGCCUCAACGCCCUCGAGGUCCGCGCCGUCGGGAGGAAGGAGCACUUUAUCACCCGAGAGGGGUUUAGUCCCCUCAAGAUGCUGGGGUCGCCGAUGAUACUUAUCGCCAUCGUCUCGCUGGCCAGUAUUGUUGUGCUGCCGAAGGUGCUGGAUAAAAUGGAUCCGGAGUUUAAGGCAGAGUUCCAGGCGCAGUCGAAGCGGGGCCCUAUCGGAUCUGGCGCGGAGAAUCCGCUCAAUUUUGAUGUGGCUGGGUUUUUGUCGGGUAGUAGCAGUGGCGGUGGGAGCGGGAGUGCACCGGCGGCGGCGGCAGCACCGUCGACUCCUGCUGCGGGUGGGAAAGGGGGGAAGAGGAGAUGAUCAUACUACUAUCGUGGGCGAGCGUUGGAGGGCGUUGGGCGUUAAGAGUUGGGGAAGUAAUGAUGCAGUUUAGAAUGGAUGUUUCGGCAUAGAAGAUAUCGUUUAUGGACUCGGGAUGAUCUAUGGUCCUGCACAAGUGAGAGAGAGAGAUGGUGGACGGAGAGAUGGGGGCGGUACAUACAUGCGAGUACAUGGCUGCUCACUCGAUGGCAGACGACAAUCGACAGUCCUUUUCUCCAAAACAACUAGGAGUAUCCGUCACUGCCGAUGUCAGAUCCCAUGGACGUGAUGGAUGAGACCUAUUCCGGUGCCGUAUGUGUUCUCUGGAGGUUCAGCUGUGCAUGUGGGUCCCCGCCGGAUAUAUGUACACCCGGUUUGUAUAUCCGACAGGACAAGCUGAGG